UGACAUUUCAAUAAACCUAGUUCGAUUUCUUCAAAAAUUCACUCCGUGAUAUACGAUCACGUUUUAGUUUUAGUUUAGUUAAAAUAGUGACAAAAUAUCGAAAUGUCUUUGUUCGGCGAUAUAUUAUCCAUAAAUAAGAAUGAGGAGAAAACACAACAGGCGGGGUCGAGUCUAUCCCCCUAUUUGAACUUCGAUCCCCAUAUCAUACCGAAAAUGCAACCAGAAUUCUUGUAUCCUGAUGACAGUCACAUGGCAUCUACAGCUCGAAGGUCCAACGUAGCACUACCUAUCAUUGGAAUGUCUUUCAUGACGGGGUCAGGUUUGGGUGGAAUGGCAGGUUUAUACAAAGGUCUGAGGGCAACUACACUGGCAGGACAAACGGGAAAAGUUCGAAGAACGCAAGUUAUCAACUACAUCAUGAAACAAGGUACAAACACAGGCUGCACUCUUGGCAUCAUCGCGUCCUUCUACUCGUGUAUCGCGCUCGGCGUCACAUGGCUACGCGACAAGGAAGAUACAGCCAACACAUUCAUCGCCGCCGCCACCACCGGAGUCCUAUACAAGAGCACCUCCGGCCUACGCUCCAUGGGCCUCGGGGCCGCCGUAGGCCUCACCCUCGCAGGAGUCUACACACUCGUCACCGACAAUGACAACAUAUGGAGUAAAGCCCGAUACAACAGAUUGUGAUUCAACCCGCCUAGUUUUGUAAAUAUUUAAUAGACUGUUAAUUUUAGUUUUGUUAUGGUCAACGCCAAAGGAUCUGCCGGGACGCAGGGACUUAUUUGUACCAUGUUCCACGUACCUGUUUAGAUUUAUGUAUAGUGCUUUUUGGUAUCCAUAAACUGUGCAGUCAAGUUGUGUAGCUCUUGCCAUAGAUACAAUUAUUGUACUUAAUAAAUAUAUUCUUC
Spodoptera exigua (beet armyworm) is the source of this 908-nucleotide messenger RNA. The record is from the annotation of a GenBank genome assembly. Lineage: Eukaryota; Metazoa; Arthropoda; Insecta; Lepidoptera; Noctuidae.